UAUUCUCUGAUGAUGGCUUUGGAAUAAAAACAGUGUUUAAAUAUGCAUAAGUUACAUAAACAAAUGAAUAAUUGAUAAGCUUGAGUUUCUGAAUGGAUUGCUGCUGGUUACAGGGAGUUUAUCUGGUUGUAAAAUACUUCUUCCAAAAUCACAACUGUUAUUACACUUUAUUAUUAGUAACUGUUCUAGUGGAAUUUUUUUGUGAUCGUCUGAAGGAUCAUUUCUCUGUGGUUCCUCAUGUCUUUUCUGGUUUAUUGGCUUUGGUAAGCUAUCAGGCGAUUCAAGAGGGAUUAGCUGUUAGGAUAGUUCAUGCAAUUUUCAAAGAGAUUCACGUACAGUCAUUAUUACCGGCAGAUCGAUAUAACGUUUUCAUGUUAUUCACUGUACUGCUUGAAAAGAAAAUGACUGAGCUCCAAACACUUGGGACGGAUUUUGUUUUUGGUUACAUUCAAGCCAUGGACGGAGAGAAGGAUCCAAGAAACUUGCUGGUUUGUUUCGAGCUUGUUCAAAUCAUCGUAAAGAGAUUUCCUAUUGACCAUUUGGCCGAAGAUUUGUUCGAAGUGACAUCUUGCUAUUUCCCUAUUGAUUUUACUCCACCUCCCAAUGAUCCACAUUCCAUAACAAGAGAGCAGCUUAUUUUAGCGCUUCGAAAAUGUCUGGCGUCCACAUCCAUAUUUGCACCUUUUUGCGUUCCGUUGCUGAUUGAAAAGAUAUCCUCCGAUGUGAUUUAUGCCAAGAAAGAUGCUUUGUUGACCCUAGCAUCGUGUGCAAAUGUUUACGAUGCACGGUUCAUUAGCGAGCAGGUGCCAUCUUUGUGGAAUCAUAUAAAACAAGAGAUAUUCAUGGCAUCCGAACAGUCCGUCGAGGCAGCUUGCUUGGAGGCGAUUCGGAGUAUUAUGCGAAAUAUUGCUUUGGCCGAAGAGCUAAAUCAUGGUGGCACUUUAAACAACAUUUUAACGAAGAUGCUUUCUGAUAUUAAAGGAAAUUUUUUGAAGCAGGAUCAAAAGAUACUAAAAAUUUCAGCGAGUAUACUUCAGAAUGCUUCGAUGGCGUCAGAUGUGAUUUGCGGGAAAGUUUUGGAUGAAGUUAUUCCAAUUUUUCUGGAGCAGUUUGAAAUGGUCAAACAGGUCAGCCAUCAAAAGUCCAUUUGA
This is a messenger RNA of Xenia sp. Carnegie-2017, 1151 nucleotides long. Its product is annotated as MMS19 nucleotide excision repair protein homolog. Gene Ontology annotation, biological process: iron-sulfur cluster assembly. The transcript has 15 exons. The record is from RefSeq and is a predicted model, not a curated record. Gene Ontology annotation, cellular component: cytosolic [4Fe-4S] assembly targeting complex. NCBI's taxonomy places the organism in Eukaryota, Metazoa, Cnidaria, Anthozoa, Malacalcyonacea, Xeniidae. Bases 93 to 1151 code for a protein of 352 amino acids.